GCAAGUCUCAUGACAUUACAUUAGAGGUGUGUGGAUGCACUCCACACAAACACAUAAACACACACACUCAUAUAAACAUACACAUGUGUGGACUGGACUGCUCCACUACUGGACCUCUCACUCAGCGGUACCCUCCGAAAGAGCCACGGAGCCUAUAAUUAACAGCCCUUGUCCUCUAUGGAGUUUAAUUGGGCUUAAAUGGCUUAGAUUCCUAAGCAGCCAUCUUAAUGCACAUUCCUUUAAAACCCUUCUAACUGUGCUGGGAAACGGUUAUAGAACACCUAAAACUCCCCCUUCUAAGACCUCUCUGUGGACUAAACAGCAGAGAAAGAGGGAGACCCAUCUAUCCCUCCCUUCAUCACCUCCUUUCAGCAGUCCAGGCAGGAGAAACCGUGGGAGGAGAAGGAGAAGAGGAGGAAAGAACAGUAGAGCUGGCGCCACCGUCCAUUGAACCUAUCCACCGCUUAAUUUCCUGUAAUCUGGGGGUUACUGUUGCUAGUGGGGACAUGGACACUUCUAUACCUGUGUUGGCUGCCGGGGACAAAGUGUGUGACAAGACGGUGUGCGAGGCACUGGGCCACUUCGAAGCCACACUGGCGGCGGCGGUGCGCGAGGUGCAUGUGGAUGUGAGCGCCUUCAAGCGGGGUGUAGAGCAGCGGGUGGACGAGGCGUGCCAGGCACAGCGACCCCUGGCCGAGGCUCUUCAGCGGCUGACGCAGGAGAACCUGCAGCUCCGAAGCCAGCUGGAGGUGCUGGCCUGCCUGAUGGAGGGUCUGACGGGAAGAGUGGUGGACAGAAGCGCCCUCGAGGAGAGGGCCAGUAGGGGAUGGAUCCCCAUGACUUCGUCCCAGGGGACGGUGAACAUAAGCCAGGGGAGCCCCUCCACCACGGUCCCCUCUGGACUGUCGGAGUCUGGUUCUUCUGGUCUUGGUUCUGAUGCCUCUAGUUCUACAUCAGCCUCUCUCUCCAUCAGGGAGCCAAUGGGGGAUACCAGCAUGUCUAAUGGACAUAAGGUUCUUGACCAAAUGGAAGAGAAAAAUGUUGCUGCUGUGUUGGAGAAUGGACAUGACAAAGAACGGAAGUCUGCUGGUCAUUCAUUAGUAGAUGUCACCUCACCCAAAGCAAAAUCGGAUUAUUUGUAUAAAUCUGAGGGCUCGUCAUUCGGCAAUCCUCAUCUUCCCUGCACUGCCAUGACCAAAACGGACUCCCCCACUAGCCCCAAGCCACCAGCACAAUCUCCUGCUUUGGCCCAAAAGUGUCCUGCCUAUCCAAUAGCAGACUUCACCACUCCCAAAACAGCACUUGAUGUUCUGUUUAGUCCCGCAGAGACUUUGCCUGGACAACAUCAGGAAGUGAGGUCACCAGUCAGCAGUCAUGCAGCUCAGCAAGAGCACCCCACCCCUGUGUCUCUGGCCCCGCCCUAUGCCUCUGUCAGUGCCAUGAGCAAAACUAGCCCCGAGGUACCAACUGCACCAGCCCCAACUCAGUCCCCUGCCACCCCAUCUUGGGCCCCUGACGCCCCAACUCAGUCUCCUGCAGCCCCAACCAGGUCUUCUUUAGCCCCAAGUCAGUCUUCUGCUGCCCAAUCUCAGUCUCCUGCAGUCCCUCCAUCUCCUGCCACCAAAACACCUAGACAAUCAGUAUUUGAGGAGACCAAACCCAAAGCAUCAGGAGAAUUUCCUUUCAAACGUAGUGAACGUGUAGUACAUGCAGUUAAGGCAGCGAGCCCGAGUCUUACCCGUAGCAUGAGCUUCACAGCAACCACAGAAAAACUCCUACCACCCAGAAAAGUGCCUCCCCCUGGCACAGACAGGAGCCUGGACAAGUUUGGCGGUCUGGAAAGUUUUGGCGGUCCGAACAAGUUUGGCAUUCUGGACGGGCUUGGUGGUCUGGACAAGUUUGGGGGUGGUGGGGAGCGGAAGCUGCAGAGGUCACAAACGCUGCCUCGCAACCUCGGGAUGCAGGGCAAACGGUCUCUGUUUGAAAGUUUGGCCUACGAGUGUGGCAGGUCCAAGGCUGCAGGACCCAAGCCCAAACUGCAGCACUCUCAGAGUUUCAACAGCGCUAGCAACAUCAAGGCAAUGCUCCUGGAAUGGUGCCGCUCCAAAACCAUUGGCUACCAAAACAUAGACAUCCACAACUUCUCGUCCAGCUGGUGUGAUGGGAUGGCAUUCGCUGCCCUGGUCCACUCCUUUUUCCCCCUGGUGUUUGACUACAACACACUGAACCCUGCCAAUCGCAAACACAACUUUGAAGUGGCCUUCACCACAGCAGAGGAGCAAGCCGACUGUGUGCGUCUCAUAGAGGUGGAGGAUAUGAUGGUGAUGGGUAGCAGACCAGACCCUAUGUGUAUUUUCACCUACGUCCAGUCCCUCUACAACCACCUCAAGAAGUUUGAAUGACACUCCCAUGCAGAGAUGAGCACCCCUAUCAUCAUCAGUUACAUUGUCUCAUGGCGUCAGCAAACCAAAUCCCUACUUUGUUCAAAUCUUGAUAACUGUAUAUGGCGUUUGUGCCUGUAGAAUACUAUUUGAAUUCUUCUGGUCCUGUAAUAAUGUGCUGUGCAUAUGGUUUGGGGGAUUUAUUUUUCCUCAAUUAGAAUAUAGAGGUAGUAAAUUGGGGAAAAUAUUGGUAGUUUUACAAAGAUAUGUUUUGACUCCAAACGCCAAAUGCUGGUUAUAUUCUAGUGGUAUAAUACGGAUGCAUAUCAUAAAAGAAAUAGAACAAGAUCUAUAAAAUACUUUUUAUUAAGCAUGAAGCUAGCAAAACACCUGAAAGACAUACUUUGCAAAUACAAUGCAAAUGAAAAGAAAAGGUGGCAGAAAGAAAAGGUACUUUUAAAGAAAGGUGGCAGGAUCAAUGAUCUAACAUUGGUACCAGAGUGGCCAGAUCUGAGUUGGUGACUACGACUAUUGUGUUGUGUAGAAAUGAAUAACAUUGAUCUUUCCUAUGUGCAUAUAAGAAGAGGUUCAAAUAUACACUCAACAAAAAUAUGAAACACAUUUCUCCCGAGUGGCGCAGUGGUCUAAGGCACUGCAUGGUAGUGCUAGCUGUGCCACUAGAGAUUCUGGUUCGAGUCCAGGCUCUGUCGCAGCCGGCCGCAACCGGGAGACCUAUGGGGCGGUGCACAAUUGGGCCAGCACCCUAUCUUUGGACAAAACAUGUUGAAAUGAAGAAUCCAGACAGUUGACUAGGGAUUAAGAUUGACCAGUCCGCGACUUGAUCACUUGAAAAUAAGAUCUCAGCAAUAGUCAAUCAUAUCCUCAUGAAAUAAAGUGUUCUGUGUUUCUGAGAAGCUUCUCUAUAACAUGAAAUACAUAGUAUAACACCAGAACCACAGUUUAAUUUUGACCCUGGCUCCAACAUACUAUUACUGCUUAUGAAAAGCAUACAGUUACAUGCUGUAGAAUUCUAAUGAUAGAGCUAAAUGUGCGCAAUUGGUUUGCAUGACGUUAAAAUGCCUAUUUACUGUGUUCCAUCUGACUGAAAUCCACGGUCUUAUCAAGCCCAGCCAGGUAAUGUAUUAAUUCUCCACCAUAAAAAGCAUCUAGACGUUAUCUCACACUUCUUUUAGACUAAUAUUUAGUUUUCAACAGCGGAGAUUUGUGUAAGCCUUGCUGUCUGUCUUUCCGACGUUUGCGACAUUGUUUCAAUAUUCAAAUGAGAUCUUCAGCUGUCCAGCAGUAAUGAACGUGUCAGGAGUCAGGACGAGACAGACAGCGUUUCUCAGCCAGUCCAAAAUCAUGGUAUCAUUUUUAUGGAUAUAUACAGAGAAAUGUCAGUUGAAAAAAGGUCAAACGUAACGACGUGCAGUGAAAAGUGAUUGUGUUCGCUGUGUUGUCCUCUGAGCAACAGUGUCCUGACAAGAGAGCACAUUUUCUAUGCCAAGCGAAAUCGUUCCUCAUUAGCUCAUUGGUAUGGAUGUAUUCACAUAAAUGUCACUAGAAAACAGCUUAAAACAAAUGCAAAGGCAGCUACUGCUGUUAUUCUGUCUGCACUGUUUGACGUGACUGUAAGUUAGCCGUAGUUGGCUAGCUACCAAGCAAGGGAUAAGAACGUUGCCAGACAGUAUGGCAAUGGAACAUUUAGAACAAACGACUGGGUCGUGAACAUAGAUACAGAACAAAAAGACUGAACGACUGGGUCGCAUCCAUAGAUACAGAACAAAAAGACUGGGUCGCAUCUCUGGCAACUGAACCGAUAGAAUGAAUGACCAGCUGGUUUGGGUUGCAACCCUAGAUUUGUGUCGGGACUAUAUCUCUUGGAAGGAUGAAAUAGUAUAAAUAAAUUCAUCAAAAUAAAAACAAUUAUGAAAAUAUUUAAAUCAUUAUUUGAAUCUCGGUAGGUCCGACUUUGUCUAAGACCUAACAACACUCAUGCCAAUACAUCCUCCAAACACCAGCUUCGAGGGCAUUAUCACUUAAAUAAGUGUACAGUAACAUUGCGAACAACAAUAUUCUAGGCGGUGCUAGAGGAAGGCCCCAAAAAUUGUCAAAGACUCCAGUCACCCAAGUCAUAGACAGUCAUGGACUGUUCUCUCUGCUACCGCACGGCAAGCGCCAAGUCUAGGUCCAAAAAGCUCCUUAACAGCUUCUACCCCUUCCCCCACUUUGAUUUUACACUGCUGCAACUCUCUGUUUAUUAUCUAUGCAUAGUCACUUUAACUCUACCUACUGUACAAGUACAAAUUACCUCGACUAACCUGUACCCUCACACAUUGACUCAACACAUGUAUAUAGCCUUGUUAUUG
Molecule: messenger RNA, 4750 nt
Organism: Oncorhynchus gorbuscha (pink salmon)
Lineage: Eukaryota; Metazoa; Chordata; Actinopteri; Salmoniformes; Salmonidae
Product: smoothelin-like protein 2
Exons: 11
Coding region: 507-2402 (631 amino acids)
Biological process (GO): actin cytoskeleton organization
Cellular component (GO): filamentous actin; microtubule organizing center
Molecular function (GO): protein binding
Source: RefSeq, a predicted model, not a curated record